GAAUUGAGCCGGGGGUGUGGAGCAGCCAAGAUGGAGCCGGCAGUCGCCGGUCCCGGCCCUCUGAUUGUGAACAACAAGCAGCCCCAGCCGCCACCUCCGCCACCGCCUGCCACCGCACAGCCUCCUCCCGGGCCGCCGAGGGCCGCCGGAGGCCUCCUGCCGGGGGGCAAAGCCCGCGAGUUCAACCGCAACCAACGCAAAGACUCCGAGGGUUAUUCUGAGUCUCCAGACCUGGAGUUUGAGUAUGCCGACACAGACAAGUGGGCUGCAGAGCUCGCAGAGCUUUACAGCUAUACAGAAGGACCAGAAUUCAUGAUGAAUCGAAAAUGCUUUGAGGAGGACUUCCAGAUCCAUGUGACAGACAAGAAGUGGACUGAGCUGGAUACCAACCAGCACCGUACCCAUGCCAUGAGGCUUCUGGAUGGCUUGGAAGUCACUGCCCGAGAGAAAAGACUCAAGGUGGCCCGAGCAAUUCUCUAUGUUGCCCAAGGAACCUUUGGAGAGUGCAGCUCAGAGGCAGAAGUGCAAUUCUGGAUGCGCUACAACAUCUUUCUGCUCCUGGAGGUGGGCACGUUCAAUGCCUUGGUGGAGCUUCUGAACAUGGAAAUAGAUAACAGUGCCGCAUGCAGCAGUGCAGUGAGGAAGCCUGCCAUCUCCCUGGCUGACAGCACAGACCUGAGGGUCCUGCUCAACAUCAUGUACCUGAUUGUGGAGACUGUUCACCAGGAUUGUGACAGUGACAAGGCCGAGUGGAGAACAAUGCGACAGACCUUCAGAGCUGAGCUGGGUUCCCCUCUGUACAACAAUGAGCCAUUUGCCAUCAUGCUGUUUGGGAUGGUGACCAAAUUUUGCAGUGGUCAUGCCCCCCACUUCCCCAUGAAGAAAGUUCUCUUGCUGCUCUGGAAGACUGUGUUGUGCACACUGGGUGGCUUUGAGGAGCUUCAGAGCAUGAAGGCUGAGAAGCGCACUCUUCUGGGCCUUCCCCCCCUGCCUGAGGACAGCAUCAAGGUGAUCCGGAACAUGAGGGCUGCCUCCCCACCAGCCUCUGCCUCGGACCUGAUUGAGCAGCAGCAGAAGCGGGGCCGACGGGAGCACAAGGCUCUGAUAAAGCAGGACAAUCUAGAUGCCUUCAAUGAGCGGGAUCCCUAUAAGGCUGACGACUCUCGGGAGGAGGAAGAGGAGAAUGAUGAUGACAACAGCCUGGAGGGGGAGGCUUUUCCCCUGGAGAGAGACGAGGUGAUGCCUCCCCCACUACAGCACCCUCAGACCGACAGACUCACCUGCCCAAAAGGGCUCCCUUGGGCUCCAAAGGUUAGAGAGAAAGACAUUGAGAUGUUCCUUGAAUCCAGCCGCAGCAAGUUCAUAGGCUACACUCUAGGAAGUGACACCAACACAGUGGUGGGGCUGCCAAGGCCAAUCCACGAAAGCAUCAAGACACUGAAACAACACAAGUACACAUCGAUUGCAGAGGUCCAGGCACAGAUGGAGGAGGAAUACCUUCGCUCUCCUCUCUCAGGGGGAGAAGAGGAAGUUGAACAAGUUCCUGCAGAAACCCUCUAUCAAGGCCUGCUCCCCAGCCUGCCUCAGUACAUGAUUGCCCUCCUGAAGAUCCUACUGGCUGCAGCUCCCACAUCAAAAGCCAAAACAGACUCGAUCAACAUCCUGGCAGAUGUUCUGCCUGAGGAGAUGCCCACCACAGUGUUGCAGAGCAUGAAGCUGGGUGUGGAUGUGAACCGCCACAAAGAGGUCAUCGUUAAGGCCAUCUCUGCCGUGCUGCUGCUGCUGCUCAAGCACUUUAAGUUGAACCACAUCUACCAGUUUGAAUACAUGGCACAGCACCUGGUAUUUGCCAACUGCAUCCCUUUGAUUUUGAAGUUCUUCAAUCAAAACAUCAUGUCCUACAUCACUGCUAAGAACAGCAUUUCCGUCUUGGAUUAUCCUCACUGCGUGGUGAAUGAACUUCCAGAGCUAACUGCAGAGAGUCUGGAAGCUGGUGACAACAACCAGUUUUGCUGGAGGAAUCUCUUUUCUUGCAUCAAUCUGCUUCGGAUCUUGAACAAGCUAACGAAGUGGAAACACUCAAGGACCAUGAUGCUGGUGGUGUUUAAGUCGGCGCCCAUCCUGAAGCGGGCUCUGAAGGUGAAGCAGGCCAUGAUGCAGCUCUACGUGCUGAAGCUGCUCAAGGUGCAGACCAAGUAUCUGGGGCGACAAUGGCGCAAGAGCAACAUGAAGACGAUGUCUGCCAUCUACCAGAAGGUGCGGCACCGGCUGAACGAUGACUGGGCAUACGGCAAUGAUCUUGAUGCCCGGCCAUGGGACUUCCAGGCAGAGGAGUGUGCUCUCCGUGCCAACAUCGAACGCUUCAAUGCCCGACGCUAUGACCGGACCCACAGCAACCCUGACUUCUUGCCAGUGGACAAUUGCCUGCAGAGCGUCUUGGGCCAGCGGGUAGAUCUUCCUGAGGACUUCCAGAUGAACUAUGACCUAUGGCUAGAAAGAGAGGUCUUCUCUAAGCCCAUUUCCUGGGAAGAGCUGUUGCAGUGAGGAGGGCUGAAGAGGACCAUGAUCUAUCUCAUACCUGAGGGACUGGCCUCACCAUUGCUGCAGUGCUUCUGUUCCCCUCCAGGUGGCAGCACAGCUCCAUUGAGUCCUCCACAGCCAGCCCUGGGCCUGGGAGUGAACACAGGUUGGCCUCUGGUUGAUUCCCAGUAUCCUUUUCAGGAGCAGUCAUCUCCAAGCUGGGAUCUAGUCUUCCUCCACUUCCCCAGCUUCUACCCUCCUCUCUUGGAUAUGAUGGAUUGAAACUCAUUUCACAAGUAGCUGGGAAGAGCUGAGAUGGGCUUUGCAUCCCUUCUCAGCAGCAGCUGUAACUUGAGGUCACACUGACUCCUGAGCAGUUCUGGCAUGUCAGUUGGUCAAGAAGGAGGGUUGGCAUGAGGGCCAAGAACAGAAUCAACGCCUUGGUCGUGCGCUGGGGUAUCCCGUGCUGUUCCAGCAUCCUGCUGAGUUCUGUUCAGAAGUGAUAGAUUCCACAGCCUCUGCACCCUGGUUUUGGAUGUGGUCAAAGGUGGAGUGAGGCUUCCCGAAGCCAGAGGUGCUGGUUUCCUCUUGAUUGCCAUGGCCUGUAAAUAUACAAAACUCAGUGUGAUCACUUGUGUCAUGGUGGGGUUUUUAAUGUGUUUGUGUAUUCUGUUUACAUUAAAAGAAAGCAAAACUGUC
Arvicanthis niloticus (Nile rat) is the source of this 3219-nucleotide messenger RNA. It is a transcript of the gene Strip1, whose product is annotated as striatin interacting protein 1. Gene Ontology annotation, biological process: cytoskeleton organization. The record is from RefSeq and is a predicted model, not a curated record. Lineage: Eukaryota; Metazoa; Chordata; Mammalia; Rodentia; Muridae. Gene Ontology annotation, cellular component: cytosol.